AUGGACGCUGUUCUUGCCGUGCAUUUCCGUGCUGGUAUUCGGGGCGAUUACCCACGGUGCAAACUGAUAAAGAAGCCACACAUGACCUCGGAUCAAUUUUUAUCUUUGGUCCAGAACUACGAGGACCGCUAUGGCCAAACGCCUCGAAGCCUCACUCGUCCAGCGAAAAGAGCCUCGCUCGGUGGCGAUCCACACCUAUCGCAAUUUCGCCCACCCGCCCCGGGGACGCCUGGCUCCGGUAGCCGAAAUUUCAAGUGA
Molecule: messenger RNA, 258 nt
Organism: Dibothriocephalus latus
Lineage: Eukaryota; Metazoa; Platyhelminthes; Cestoda; Diphyllobothriidea; Diphyllobothriidae
Source: the annotation of a GenBank genome assembly